ACGCACAUGCCGGAAGCGGCCGAGUGAUGGCUCGGGAGAGGAGCCGGGCAUGAGAGCGGAGGUGAGCUCAGCGGCCCCUGGACGAGGCAUGGCGAAGCUGCGGGGCAUGGACUUCUGGAGGGAGACCCUGAGGGGCGCUCGGCAUGUGCUGGCUCCGAUGGUGGACCAGAGUGAGCUGGCCUGGAGGCUGCUGAGCCGCAGACAUGGGGCUGAGCUCUGCUACACUCCUAUGCUCCAUGCCCAGGUGUUUGUACGAGAUGCCAACUACCGCAAGGAGAACCUGUACUGCGAGGUGUGCCCGGAGGACCGCCCCCUCAUCGCCCAGUUUUGUGCGAACGACCCUGAGGUGUUCCUCCAGGCGGCGCUGCUGGCACAGGAUUAUUGUGAUGCCAUCGACCUGAACCUUGGAUGUCCACAGAUGAUCGCCAAGAGAGGUCACUAUGGAGCCUUUCUGCAAGACGAGUGGGAGCUUCUGGAGAAGAUGAUUCAGCUGGUGCACCAGAAGCUGUCCGUCCCCAUCACUUGUAAAAUCCGCGUCUUUCCCGAGAUUGAAAAAACCGUCACCUAUGCCAAGAUCCUGGAGAAGGCAGGGUGCCAGCUUCUCACAGUUCAUGCUCGCACCAAGGAGCAGAAAGGUCCUCUGACCGGCGUGGCUUCGUGGGAACACAUUAAAGCUAUUAGGAACGCUGUCAGCAUCCCAGUUUUUGCCAAUGGGAACAUCCAGUACCUCAGUGAUGUGAAGCGCUGCAUCGAAGAGACCGGAGUCCAUGGAGUGAUGAGCGCAGAGGGAAAUCUUCACAAUCCAGCCUUGUUUGAAGGGAAGAGCCCCUUUGUGUGGGAGAUGGCGGAGGAAUACUUAGAACUUGCCCAGCAAUACCCAUGCCCUUUGUCUUUUGUGCGGGCACACCUUUUUAAACUUUGGCACCACACGUUGCAGAUUUAUCAAGUGCUACGGGAAGAGCUGGCAAAAGCCAAGUCCUUAGAAGGCAUCAUUAAUGUGAAUAAAGAGCUGAAACUCAGGUGCCAGGAAGAAAUAUCUGCCGUGAAAGAAGGUGCAGCUGUCUCAGGGGAUCUGCCGUUCCCUCACUGGAUUUGCCAACCUUAUGUCCGCCCACCGCCGAAAGAUCUUCUUAAAGAAGAAAAUGGAGUACGAGUUAAGAGAGCACUGGAGGAUGAAGAGGAUGGAAACUGCGAGCAGCUGUCAAAGAACAAACAGAAGAAGAAACUCCGCAAUCCCAACAAAAGCUAUGACCCUUCUGUAAAACCCAAAUAUGCAAAAUGUGACCAGUGUGGGAAUCCCAAGGGCAAUAAGUGCGUGUUCAACCUGUGCCGCGGCUGCUGCAAGAAGAAAGCAUUCAGGGAGUUGGCAGACUGUGCAGGUCACGGGCUGCUUUUUAAAACCAAAUAUGAGAGGUCUCUUCAGUGCAAGGCUGCGCAGGAUGCAGAUGUGCCAGAGACAGAAUCAAAGCUCCCACAGCCGCCCCCUGAGAUCACGGCCUGACCCUGGACUGCUUGACCUCUGCUAGUUCUCGCUCAGGGAAAAGAGUUUACCAUGUGGGUCUGGGAUGGUGAAGGGCACGGUACAGACUCUUUGCACUUCAGACUUUUUAAAGCUUUAAAGGUCCUUUUUUUUUUUUUUUUUUUUUUUUUUUUUUUUUUUUUUCUUCUUCUGACUGGACUGAGGAGGUACCGUCAUUGCCUUUUUAACAUAUGCUGCUACUGGAUUUACAUCCUCUCCUCCUACAGGCUUCAAUCUGGGACGCACGGCGAAGGAACUGGAUUCACAGGGAGACGUUUUAAACUUUUAGACAAAUGUGAAAAAUAAAAACUCCUAUCUGCUUCUA
This is a messenger RNA of Bufo gargarizans (Asiatic toad), 1844 nucleotides long. RefSeq names its product dihydrouridine synthase 1 like (gene DUS1L). Gene Ontology annotation, biological process: tRNA processing. Gene Ontology annotation, molecular function: tRNA dihydrouridine synthase activity; flavin adenine dinucleotide binding. The transcript has 13 exons. Bases 50 to 1501 code for a protein of 483 amino acids. NCBI's taxonomy places the organism in Eukaryota, Metazoa, Chordata, Amphibia, Anura, Bufonidae. The record is from RefSeq and is a predicted model, not a curated record.